AGUCAUGAUUCCUGUUGUCUUUCUGACUAUCCUGUGCUUGGGAAUGGCCUCAUCUACUCCAUCACCUGAUCCCAUUUUGGAUGCUGAUUGGCAGAAGUGGAAGAUUAAAUAUGGAAAAACAUACAAUCUGGAGGAGGAAGGACGGAAGAAAGCAGUGUGGGAAGAAAAUAUGAAGAUGAUCAAAUUGCACAAUGGGGAGAAUGGCCUGGGGAAGAACGGUUUCACCAUGGAAAUGAAUGAAUUUGGUGACAUGACUGGUGAAGAAUUCAGGAACACGAUGAUUAAUUUUCAAGUCCCAACUCUCAAGAAGGAGAAAAAUGUCCAGAAACGUCUGGCUGGUGAUGUUCCUAAUUUUAUAAACUGGAAAAAAAGAGGUUAUGUUACCACUGUGCGGAAACAGAGUGACUGUAAUGCUUGUUGGGCUAUUUCUGUGGCUGGUGCCAUAGAAGGACAGAUGUUCCGGAAAACAGGCAAACUGAUUCCUCUGAGUGUACAGAACCUAGUGGACUGUUCUAGAUCUCACGGUAAUGAGGGCUGUUACAGAGGCAAUACAUACCUUGCAUUUGAGUAUGUGAAAGACAAUGGAGGUCUGGAGUCCGAGGCAACGUACCCGUAUGAAGACAAGGAAGGACCCUGCAGGUACAGUCCGGAUAAUUCUACUGCUAAUAUAAGAGGCGUUGUGUUAGUCCCACAGAGUGAGAAUGCCCUAAUGUAUGCUGUGGCAACUAUAGGUCCCAUUUCUAUUGCAAUUGAUGCAAGACAUAAUUCUUUCCAGUUCUAUAAACGAGGUAUAUAUUAUGAGCCAUAUUGCAGUAGCCGUAAUAUCAGCCACUCUAUGCUAGUGGUUGGCUAUGGCUUUGAAGGAGAAGAAUCAGAAGGCAGGAAAUAUUGGCUGGUCAAGAACAGUAUGGGCAUUAAAUGGGGCAUUAGAGGCUACGUGAAGAUCGCCAGAGACCAUGGAAACCACUGUGGAAUUGCUACAUAUGGCAUGUACCCUAUAGUGUGAACUGCCUGGUGGUGACAAGGAAGGGAUGGAUUUAAGACAACAUGGACAGAAGAGGCAUUUCCUCCUCAUAGCAACCAGCCACUGCUGUGCAUAUAAGACACCCCAGUCACUGAAGAGCCAGUCGUGGUGUGAAUUUUGUGACAUAUUUCCUCUAGUAAGAUAUGACCACUACUGUAACUGAUGCUGUACACUGAUUUGCAUUUAUGUUUUCUAUAACAACUUGAUUUUCAUUUUUCACUGUACCAAAAGAUGUCUUCAAAAUUUAAGGUUUAAGUGUU
Molecule: messenger RNA, 1284 nt
Organism: Peromyscus leucopus (white-footed mouse)
Lineage: Eukaryota; Metazoa; Chordata; Mammalia; Rodentia; Cricetidae
Product: cathepsin M-like
Exons: 7
Coding region: 5-1006 (333 amino acids)
Biological process (GO): immune response
Cellular component (GO): lysosome
Molecular function (GO): cysteine-type endopeptidase activity
Source: RefSeq, a predicted model, not a curated record